Messenger RNA from Aspergillus ochraceoroseus IBT 24754, 486 nucleotides. RefSeq lists its product as uncharacterized. The record is from RefSeq and is a predicted model, not a curated record. The annotation marks the transcript as partial. The transcript has a single exon. NCBI's taxonomy places the organism in Eukaryota, Fungi, Ascomycota, Eurotiomycetes, Eurotiales, Aspergillaceae.
AUGACCUCGCUCUUCCGCCGCCUCUUGCCCAAGCCCGUUGCCAACACCGGCUCUCAACUGCGUGACCACCAGGCUAAUGAGCGGACAUUUCUGUCCUGGACGCGUAUGGGGCUGGCCUUUGCAGCGAUGGGGUUAGCUUUCGGUCGCUUGGGUCUUAUUGAACACCUAUUCAAUCCUCGCGCCACGGUCCAACUACCUCAGGUCUCCCAGGUCUCCCAGGUUCACUCCACGAGCACCCAAAGCUCUGGCCAAAGCACGGAUCCAAAGCCAGAGCAUACCCUGAAGAACUAUACACCGUCGUCGAUAGGGAACAGCCCUGACCUCGUUGCCAGUCGACUGUGCCAGGCAAUCAGCGUCUGGUCGUUUGGAUAUGGCCUCUUCCGGUAUAUCUCAGUGAGGAGGAACCUCGGCAAGGGCCAAUUCGUUCCCGCGAUCUGGGGCCCAGUCCUCAUGACAUUUGGCACAUUUGGAGUGGUUGGUAGUGUC